This is a messenger RNA of Cetraspora pellucida, 150 nucleotides long. Lineage: Eukaryota; Fungi; Glomeromycota; Glomeromycetes; Diversisporales; Gigasporaceae. The record is from the annotation of a GenBank genome assembly.
AGUGAAGAAACACCAAAAGAGGAAGCAGAAAUAGAAGAAAUAGAAAGAGGUAAAAAUAUAGAAAACAUGGAUAUAGUUUAUGUUGAAAUAAAGAGACAACAAUAUGAAAUGAAUAGUGACAAAGAAGCCAGCACAAACCUAAGUGUAGUC